AUGUUCGACUGUGGAUUCCAACAACUGUCAAAUAUCGUGAAUCCAGCCGGCAAUGUUUUGGAUCUUGUAUUCACAAACAGGUUCUACGAAAUGUCGUUGAUUGAAUCGACAAGGCCAUUGGUAAAAUCGGACAUUUGGCACAAAGCACUCGAAAUGGAAGUGACAAUUGAUGAAAAUGAGAUCACAUCACCGCAGUUUUCACAAAUUUAUGCGUAUAACUCGGCCGAUUUCGAUGCGAUGAAUUCAUUCUUCGUUGGAAAUCACAUUUUGUCAGAAAUUAAUCGAAUAGAUGACCUCGAGAAUGCAUUUCACAUUUUUGGAAAUGUUCUACACGAGGCGAUCGAUUCAUUUGUCCCGAGGAUAACCGUUCAAAGUGGCACUGAUCCACCAUGGUACACGAAACAAUUGAAGCACAUGAAAAAUGUCAGAAGAAAAGCAUACAAGCAAGCAAGGCAGACUGGCAAUUUCGACGAAUACAAUAACAUCACGGAUUCGUUCAUCCAAUUACAAAGUCAGUUAUUCAAAUCGUACAUCAGCCGCAUACAAUCACAAAUCAAAUCAAAUCCAAAACACUUUUGGCGAUUUGUGAAUGAUCGAAGGAAACGGAGCGAUAUUCCAGCUAUCGUUGAGUAUAAUGAUGUGACAGCGAAUACCGACACAUCGAAAGCGGAAUUAUUCGCUGAUUUUUUCGAAAAUCAGUACACACGAAGCGACAUUAUCGACUUGGAUGAAUUGCUGGAUGAAUGUGGAGACGUAUCAUUUGACUUUGAAAUCACUGAAGCCGAUGUGUUAAAGGCAUUGCAAUCCAUUGACGCGAACAAAGGAGCCGGUCCAGAUGGAAUAUCACCGAAAGUGUUGAAGAACUGCGCACACUCAUUGUCGAAACCGUUAACAGCGCUAUUUCGUAGAUCAUUUCAACAAGGAUGUGUUCCAGAUGCAUUGAAAAAGUCCAGAAUUGUGCCAAUUUACAAGGCUG
Contarinia nasturtii (swede midge) is the source of this 976-nucleotide messenger RNA. RefSeq lists its product as uncharacterized. The annotation marks the transcript as partial. The record is from RefSeq and is a predicted model, not a curated record. The transcript has a single exon. NCBI's taxonomy places the organism in Eukaryota, Metazoa, Arthropoda, Insecta, Diptera, Cecidomyiidae.